Molecule: messenger RNA, 2800 nt
Organism: Clupea harengus (Atlantic herring)
Lineage: Eukaryota; Metazoa; Chordata; Actinopteri; Clupeiformes; Clupeidae
Gene: dlgap5
Product: DLG associated protein 5
Biological process (GO): chromosome segregation; centrosome localization; signaling
Cellular component (GO): cytoplasm; nucleus; spindle pole centrosome
Molecular function (GO): microtubule binding
Source: RefSeq, a predicted model, not a curated record
AAAUUUUGCCCGCCAUCUUGUUUGUUGUUAGUUUUCGGUGUAGGGCAAGUUGUGGUAUAGGGAAGUCGUUAGAUACUUUGGAUCGCUACUAGCGAACGUAACGUUAAGGAUGGAGUCUCGCUUUGCAUUCCUGCACCAGCGGGACAGCAGUGUGUCGAUGCUGAGGGUGAAGAUGUCCCGCCGGCGGUCCCAGUCCCAGAAGGAGAACCGGAGGAAAGUUCAUAACCUUCGCAGGCAAUUAGAAGGCCUGCCAGAACAGGAUGCGUCCAUACUGGAUCAGUCAGUUGCUGUUUUCGAAGUGAAGGUGGCACCAGCCAAAGCAGUAACAACAGACAUUGACAAUGCAGUAGAGGAGAGGAAAAAGAUGCUCAUUCGGUACAAGGAAGCCAAGGAACUCCAGAAAGAAAAAGAGCGACGGGACAAGGAAAAGAAAGGCGUGUUCAAAUGUGGCCUCUACCAGCAGAGGCAACCUGUGUUUGCCAACACUAAAGUCCCUGGUAAAGCAAAAAACCCUGAGCCUGUGCUGUCCACGCGGGUCACUCGCUCUAUGAGGCAGCCGCAGCAGACUCCCCUCCAGCCGUUGCAGCAGAAGACUGUAACACAGAAAUCUGCUCCAAAGAAAGAGGCAGUAGUGAGGAGGCCUCUUAGUACCAGGGGGCAGACAAGGAUUCCUCCGCCUAAAGCUACAACAGUUGAACCAAUCACAAGAACCACUAGGCCAACAAGAGGAGCAGCAGCCAAGCCUUUGUCAGAUGCAAAAACUGGCAAUUCUAAAACAAAACCCAUGAUGAAGCAGCAGAAAGCGCCACCUGCUGGUGAAGAGAAAGAGCUGAAAGAGGACACAAAGGAGGUGUUACAGAGUAAUGAGCAAAAGGAAGAGGAAAAUUGUCCCGUGGAGCCACCACCGCCACCACAUCCAGUCACAGCCCCAGAGGAGGACCCUGUCCAGACAGAGGCCGAGGCAGAGUCUAUGGCUCCCUCCUCCUUCGCCCCUGAGGGCUUUGUGUUCCAGGCCCCCGCAGGCCUCUCAGCAUUCCAGCCUGCUCCGCUGUCCCCCAGCUCAUCCAGCGCCUCUCCUUCCCCCAGUUCUGAACCCAACCUGGAGGCCAGUCUGCCCACGGCCCCUCCUCCUGCUCCGUCUUCUCAUCCUCCCAGCAUUCCUUCCCUGCCAUCAUCUAUCCCACCUUUUUCCUCUGCCGCACCACCACCACCUCCCUGCUCUGACGCUGCUGCGACUGACUGUGGGCCUGCAGCGCCACCCUCAGUCCAACAAGAGGAACCGCACGGAGUCCCCUACUUCAGGGCAGUGAUGGUCAGUGAGACAGAGAGCUUGACCGAACUCUCACAACAGUGGGAACCUCGCUUCGAGGAGGACUCCAUCCCAGAAGAGAUGAGAGACCGUAUGCGGACAGUGGUGGGACAGGCCCGGCUCUUGAUGAAGGAGCGCUUCGGUCAGUUCAGGGGCCUGGUUGACGACUGCGAGUUUAGUCGUGGCGAGAAAAUCACCACCUGCACCGACCUCCAGGGAUUCUGGGAAAUGAUUUACUUCCAGGUGGAGGAUGUCAACAGGAAGUUUAACGCCCUGAAGGAGGCUGAGGGGCGGGGCUGGACAGAGGAGAAGAAACCAGCACCGGCACCACGACAGAAGCAGCUGGUCAAGAAACCACCUACAGCGGGCGCUGGCAGGCCCGGUGCAGGAGCUGCAGGCAACGCUGCAGCCAAGAGUCGCAUCGCCGCCAUCAAGGCAGCCAUGAAGGCCAAGCAGCAGCAGGCGGAGGCAGAAAAGGCAGCCCAGGCAGCAGCCAGUGUUCCGGAGACCACGGCAGCCUCAGAGACCCCAUCUAAACUCCAGCCCGCGGACACAAUGGUGUUCCAUGGGGGCUUCUUCAAGGUGGAGAGCCCAAUGAAGUCAGCUGGAGCUGUCAGAAGGUCGUCUCGGCUGAGUGUGGCCCCCGCCGCCUCCUUGCUCGCAACCCCCAGCAGGCUCCGGCGCUCCACCGUCCCCGUCCACGCCUCUCCUCUCACCCACGUCACUCCCGCCUCCACCCCAGCGCGUCUGCCCAAACCAUCCCCGGCCUGCACCCCCCAGCCCAGCACCCCUUCAGCCUCCUCCCACGGCACGAACCCCACGAGCCUCACCCUGAGCUUCUCCCCAGAGCGGCCAUGUCCUGCCAGCCUGUCGCGGCUCAGCCCCCAGCAGGUCGCAGACGCAGCCCCCUGCUCUUCUGAAGCAGCCCCCGCCCUCAGUCCCAGCGAGCCUCCAUGCUCCCCUCCCAGCCUGAUGGUUUCCUCCCCCUCAGUAGAGCAGCAUCUCCCCACAGUUGACUCCUACACCAGCCCAGGAGGAGCUGUGAGCAUUCCGGCAGAUGUUGACAUGAGUGCGACUCCAGAGGCGUGCUCCGAGGAUGUUCCUGGCGUGGACUUUGAGCGCUACCUCCUGACCACAGUCCGGACGAGCCUGUCUCCCAGUGGGAGCAUUCCCUCCUUCUCCCCCAUGGCAGUGGACGCUGAGAUGGAGAGCCCGGAGGUCCCGAGGCAGGACGCUCUGUUGCAGACCCCAACCGAACUGCCCAGGAUGUCACCACUGUUCACCCCACAGAUGGAACAGCCACUUGACUCAAACCUGUUGCUGUUCACCCCUGAGUUGAAGAACUGUGUGCGUCAGUCGGUGUGUGCGCAAGACCUGAUGUCCUUCACCCCACCCACCCACAAGUAGAACCACAAAAGAAAGAAACGUUUCUUUUUAUAUAUACGCUUUUUGUUCAAUAAACACUUUGUUAAAUAAACACUUUGUUUUGCA